Messenger RNA from Tupaia belangeri chinensis (Chinese tree shrew), 1510 nucleotides. It is a transcript of the gene CENPP, whose product is annotated as centromere protein P. The record is from RefSeq and is a predicted model, not a curated record. Gene Ontology annotation, cellular component: nucleus; chromosome, centromeric region. The transcript is spliced from 8 exons. Gene Ontology annotation, biological process: CENP-A containing chromatin assembly. Lineage: Eukaryota; Metazoa; Chordata; Mammalia; Scandentia; Tupaiidae. The coding region runs from base 227 to 1111 and encodes 294 amino acids.
AGCCACUUUCCAGAACGGGCGGGCCGCAGGGCCUGCGCGGUUCAUCCGGGCCUCGUGCACGCCCUCCCCGAGAGGCCUCUCGCGAAGGCCCCCGGGGCGGGGCGCUGAGGCCUCUGGCUCCCCCCGGGUUCCGCGAUGGUUCGCGCUGGGCGCGCGCGCGAGGCUUGAAGACCGGCGAGGCGCGGGUGGUGAGGGCGCAUUGGCCGAGCGGUCGGCGAGGUGUGCCAUGGCCGCGCUGCGCGCCGAGCUGCGCUCCCUGCGAGCAGAGGUGGCGGCCCUGCGGCGGACCUGCCGGGAGUCGCCGGCGCCCGGGGAGGAGGCCGCCCUAAUGCCAAAAUCCUUUCAAGAACUAUACCACUCAAAGACUGGAGGAUGGGAGUCUUCAGAAGAUCUGAGAAGUCAGCUUGGACAUUUAGAAUCAGAACUUUCAUUUCUAAGUACACUGACUGGUAUCAAUAUAAGAAACUACUCUAAGAAGACAGAGGACCUAACGAGCACUGAGAUGACAGAUAAGAGUGUAAAGAAAGUUUUGCAGAGACACAGACUAUCAGGAAAUUGCCACAUGGUUACAUUUCAACUUGAAUUUCAGAUUCUGGAAAUUCAGAAUGUGGAGAGCUCGUCUUCUGUUAUUACUGACCUCAACAUAAUAAUGGAGCCCACAGAAUACUCAGAACUAGGUGAAUUUGUGUCUAGAGCAGAAGAAAGAAGAGAUCUCUUCAUGUUCUUCCGAAGCUUGCAUUUUUUUGUGGAGUGGUACGAAUAUCGCAAGCGCACAUUUAAGCAUUUCAAGGAGAAGUACCCAGCCGUUGUGCACCUCCCGGAGGGGGCAGCCUCCCGCUGCCUGGGGAUCCGCAGCACCAGCCAGCCUGGGUUUGAGUUAGUCAUCGUCUGGAGGAUACAGACAGACAGUGAGGGGAAGGUCGUGCCCAAGCUGGAUCUUCUCACCAAAGUCCCACAGCAAGCCCUGGAGCUGGACAAGAGUGGAGUCAUAGACGCUGCUCCACUCAGCUUCCGGACCCUGCUGGGAGUGCUGGGGAUCGAAGCAGCUUUAGAAAGCCUGAUCCAGCUGCUUUGCUCAGAGCACAGUUCGUCCCCAACGGCCAGCGUGUGAGAGUGGGAUGCUGUGCCCGCUCAGCACACGACCGCGCUGCGCACACACGGACGCUGUGCCCACUUAGCAACCGCACCCUUAAAGCAGCCGUCCAUGCUUACGACAGUCUACACAAUCUCUAAUGUGGAAAAUUUCACUGUUUAAGUAAAAAAUGCGAGAUACACUUAACAGGGCAUGGUUUUAAAGUGAGUUUAACGUUUGGGGAAACGUGCCAAGAACAGCUGUGUGUGGUUGGGUGCAGGAGGGACUGUAUCCACCGGGGCCUUCACACUGGGCGGCCAGCAGAGGCAGCCAGCAGCCGUCUGGGGAGCUCUUAGGGAGCAGCACCACCUUGUUGCCUCCUCCGGGUUGUGGAGUAGCUCUGCCAGACGGAGGCGCUCUCAGCAAGUCCUCUCCCUC